Molecule: messenger RNA, 2469 nt
Organism: Artibeus jamaicensis (Jamaican fruit-eating bat)
Lineage: Eukaryota; Metazoa; Chordata; Mammalia; Chiroptera; Phyllostomidae
Gene: FAM53A
Product: family with sequence similarity 53 member A
Exons: 7
Coding region: 1141-2151 (336 amino acids)
Biological process (GO): protein import into nucleus
Cellular component (GO): nucleus
Source: RefSeq, a predicted model, not a curated record
GGCGUAGCCGCACGGUGUGGUCCUUCACGGCUGAAGCGCAUUGGGCAUUGCGGGAACAGCGUGGCCUGCGGGACCGGCGAUUCAAUCGCUCAGCCUGGCCGGCGGUGGCCGCCGCUGCUCGAACACACUGAGGUACCAGCCUGGCGUCGGCCAGCGAAGCGGCGACCAGCGCGCCGACGCCCGUGCGUGCGCGCCCCUCGGGGUCGUGCGCGCGCGCGCCGGCGCGGGACCGCGUGUGAACUUGCACGGGACUGUCCGGCUGCUGUCAGCGCUCACAGCCGGGCCAGGGCGGCCGGAUGCUUUGCCACCCGGGUCGGUGCCAGCAUUUUCGCCACUGAACCCCGAGGGUGCGGCUGCUGGUUCGCUGAGGGCACGGGGCCCCGGGGCUCGGACCGGGACUGGGACUCUCGCCUCGCGCGAGACUCCUCGGACUGGCCCCGGGACCCCCGCGCCCCGGGACUGCACGUGCGCCCAAGGACCCCUCGCCCUCCACGCAUUCCCUGGCUGUAAGGGGUUGGGCCUGGGCCGCGCUGCCACUUGUUGAACCAACGUGGGUGUCGCCUAUCUGAGCUGUCUUCGUUCCCGAGGCUGGUGUGCUGGUCAUUUUGAAGCGAGAGAAGCGGGAAGUUUGACGUGACACACUGUGCGUUAAGGGAGCUUCCAAGGUGGUCUGAGCGACGUGGGAGGCCGGACCCUCCCAGCGACCUGUGCACGGUGACUGCACGCAGCGCACGGCGCUGCGAAGCCGUGAGCCCCUGCUGUCCAAGCCCCCGGUGCGUGGUCUCUCGUUUCGACAGUCCUGGAUCCUCUCGUGUGGCUGGACAGACUCAGCUUUCCAACACCUUCCGGCUUCCGGGUGCUGCUGCCGUGUCUUCCCUGCUGUCCCCGUCCGUCUGGAGCACAGAGGGGCCUUCCUUGUUGCUUCAGUCGGGCUGUGGGAGGAGCCGUUCUCAGGCAGUGAUGUCUCUUUACUGGCACCAGACGCGGAGCUCCAAGGAGGCGUUGGAGAUGGACCGCUCCCCUGCGCAGUGGAGGUGCGGCUGGGAGGGCUAGUGCACCCCCCGCAGCGGCCAGGCCAGCUGAGGAGCCCCAUGUCCCGGAGCCCCGGCGCCCGGCGGUGUGGACAGAGCCGCCCCGACCAUGGUCACACUCAUCACUGAGAAGCUGCAGAGCCAGAGCCUGGACGACCUUGCCCACAAGAGCCGCGACGCUGGCCCGUGUUCUGCGGAGAAACCGGACGACAGAAGUGGCCCUCUGUCCCCUUUCGAGACCUGUGGAGACAGGAGCCCCGGGAAGGCCCUGAGUGGAGGACUGUCCAGCAGAAGCCAGGCCACUGCGGGCCCCACACUCCCCUUCCUGCUGGGCCCCUGCGGCAUGAGCGUGGGCCUGGGGGCGGUCACUUCCGGGGAUGUCAGGGAGAGCCCCGGGCCCCCCUCGGCCCCGCCCAGCAAGCGCCACUGCCGCUCCCUGUCGGAGCCGGAUGAGCGGGCCCGCUGCCGGUCUCCGUGGCGCCCUGGUGGCUCUAGGGUCUGGACUGCGGUCUCCAAGCGGCGGUGCCACAGCGGUGGGAGCUCCUGCCUGCCCGGCGGCACCUGCCCCGUGGCCAGUCCCAGCUCGCCCCCUGGGGCCCGGCCGGCCUCAGCCAGCAGCAGCUUCCUGGACCACAGUGGGGCUGGCGCAGGCCCACCCUGGUGUCGCCGCCUGUCCCUGUCCCAGGAGCACCUGGCCCACGUGGACUCGCCGUCCGAGCUGGGCUGGCGGCUGGGCCUGCUGCGGAGCCGCUCGCAGCCCUGCGUGCUCGUCGGGAGGAAGAGCCAGUUGAAGCGCCGGCGGGAAGAGGACACUCGGUGGCCACGCCCGUCCUUGGACUUUCUGAAGAUGACCCAGACGCUAAAAAACUCAAAAAGCCUUGGCUCCCUCGAUUUCGAAGGCGAGGACGAUGACGACCCCAGAGCGAAGAUGGCCGGGUCCUGCCCACGGGACCCACACGGCCUUGUCACCCCAGUCUCCAGCCCCUGUGGCCCUCGGGAGCCAGUGGCCAGCGAGGGCAGGGGCAGUGGGGACCCAAGCACCUGGGACAGCGCCGAGGAGGAGGGCGUCCUGCCGCUGGACCCUGGGGCGCUGGACCUGGAGCAGAUUGAGAACAACUGACCCGUGGGGUCAGGAUGUGGACGGAUCCCAGUUGCCUUGUAUUUUGGACGUGAUUUUGACUCACUCUUUCUUGAAGGGUGUUUUGCAUUGUUUCGGUUUUGACAGUUCUGGGAAGCGUCUCUAUUCGGAGGUGAGAUCUCAGAGGGCGCUCUGCUGCCCGGCAGAGCCGCGCCUGGCCGGCUCCUUGUGAAGGGCCUGCGGUGGCCCAGGGCGCCGCGUGCUGUUCAGCUACGAGGCCAGGGCCCUGCGGUGCGGAGCAGGCCGAGUGCUGGUCCUGGCAGCACCUGGUGCGACUUCAAUAAAAACAUCUGCUUUGCA